Molecule: messenger RNA, 2927 nt
Organism: Hemiscyllium ocellatum (epaulette shark)
Lineage: Eukaryota; Metazoa; Chordata; Chondrichthyes; Orectolobiformes; Hemiscylliidae
Product: ephrin type-A receptor 5-like
Exons: 18
Coding region: 57-2927 (956 amino acids)
Biological process (GO): axon guidance; cell surface receptor protein tyrosine kinase signaling pathway; protein phosphorylation
Cellular component (GO): plasma membrane; neuron projection
Molecular function (GO): ATP binding; transmembrane-ephrin receptor activity; protein binding
Source: RefSeq, a predicted model, not a curated record
AGUGUCAGGGAGCCGCCGGGCACAACCAAGUUAAUUUACUGGACUCCAGAACUGUAAUGGGAGAUCUGGGAUGGAUAGCCUAUCCAAAGAAUGGGUGGGAAGAAAUCAGUGAGGUUGAUGAGAAUUACACUCCAAUACACACGUACCAAGUGUGUAAUGUUAUGGAGCAAAAUCAGAAUAACUGGCUCCAAACUAACUGGAUCUCCAAUGAAGGGGCCCGCCGUAUAUUCAUUGAGCUAAAAUUUACAUUAAGAGACUGCAAUAGUCUUCCUGGAGGUCUUGGAACCUGCAAAGAGACUUUUAAUGUAUAUCAUUUUGAAUCCAAUGAUGAAGAUGGGAGAAAUAUCAGAGAAAACCAGUACAUUAAAAUUGAUACAAUAGCAGCGGAUGAAAGUUUCACAGAGCUUGACCUUGGAGAUCGAGUUAUGAAGUUAAAUACAGAAGUGCGAGAUGUUGGCCCACUGUCUAAAAAGGGAUUCUAUCUAGCAUUUCAAGAUGUCGGUGCCUGUAUUGCUCUGGUCUCUGUACGUGUGUACUACAAGAAGUGCCCAUCUAUUUUCCUCAACCUUGCUUUCUUUGAAGACACAAUCACAGGAGCUGAUUCAUCCUCACUGGUAGAAGUGCAAGGCACGUGUGUCAACAACUCAAUCAAAGAUGACACUCCAAAAAUGUACUGCAGUGCUGAUGGGGAGUGGUUGGUCCCAAUAGGGAAGUGCAUGUGCAAGGAAGGCUAUGAAGAGCAAGGUAACAAAUGUCAAGUUUGUCAGCCAGGAUUCUUUAAGGCCUCACCAUAUAGCCUGUCCUGCAGCAAGUGUCCUCCCUACAGUUAUACAUAUGACAAGGGAUCAGUUUUCUGUCAUUGUAUGGAAAACUACUUUCGGAGAGAUAAUGACCCUCCUUCAAUGGCCUGCACAAGACCCCCCUCAGCCCCACAGAAUGUCAUCUCUAACAUCAACAAUACCAGCGUGAUUCUGGACUGGAGCCCUCCUGCUGAUGGUGGAGGACGAAAAGAUGUGACAUACCUUGUGAUUUGCAAGAGGUGCAACGUGGAUUUGAUUCAGUGUGAGGAGUGCGGUACUGGUGUCAGAUAUAUUCCACAGGAGGCUGGCCUCAAGAACACCACGGUCAUGGUGGUGGACCUCCUGGCUCACACGAAUUACACCUUCGAGAUUGAGGCAGUGAAUGGAGUGUCGGAGCUGAGUUCCAUCCCCAGACAGUUUGUGUCUGUAAAUGUCACGACAAAUCAAGCUGCACCUUCACCGAUCACUGUUGUGAAAAAGAAGAUGGUCACAAAAAACAGCAUUUCCUUGACCUGGCAGGAACCAAACCGACCCAAUGGCAUCAUACUGGAAUAUGAGAUCAAGUAUUUUGAAAAGGCCCAGGAGACUAGCUACACUAUCAUUAAAUCCAAAGAGACUGAGAUUACUGUCGAUGGCCUGAAACCCACCACAGUAUACAUCUUCCAGAUACGUGCUCGUACAGCAGCGGGAUACGGGGGCUACAGUCGUAAAUUUGAAUUUGAAACCAGUCCAGUCUCUUUACCCGCCAGUGCUCAGAGUCAGGUGCCAAUCAUUGCAGUCUCCGUAGCAGUGGGUAUGAUCCUAUUGGCAGUCGUAUCUGGCCUGUUACUUAGUGGAAGGUAUGAACAAUAUAUUAUCCCACCACAAAAACGAUGUGGAUACAGUAAAGCUAAACAAGAUCCAGACGAGGACAAAAUGCAUUUUCACAAUGGUCACAUUAAAUUGCCAGGUAUACGAACAUACAUUGAUCCUCACACCUACGAAGACCCAAGCCAAGCUGUUCAUGAGUUUGCCAAGGAAAUUGAUGCAUCAUGCAUUACUAUUGAAAGAGUCAUUGGUGCAGGUGAGUUUGGUGAGGUAUGCAGUGGCCGUUUGAAGUUACCUGGAAAAAGAGAAUUCCCAGUAGCUAUCAAAACUCUAAAAGUUGGUUAUACAGAGAAACAGCGCAGGGAUUUCCUUGGUGAAGCAAGUAUAAUGGGACAAUUUGAUCAUCCCAACAUCAUCCACCUUGAAGGGGUAGUCACUAAAAGUAAACCAGUAAUGAUUGUGACUGAAUAUAUGGAGAACGGCUCUCUUGAUACUUUUUUAAAGAAAAAUGAUGGCCAAUUUACAGUCAUCCAACUAGUGGGAAUGCUGAGAGGAAUUGCUUCUGGAAUGAGGUAUCUUUCAGAUAUGGGUUACGUCCACCGAGAUCUGGCAGCCCGAAACAUCUUAGUCAACAGUAACCUGGUCAGUAAGGUGUCUGAUUUUGGCCUUUCCCGUGUUCUUGAAGAUGAUCCAGAAGCUGCUUAUACAACAAGGGGAGGGAAGAUUCCAAUCAGAUGGACAGCUCCAGAGGCAAUAGCUUACCGCAAGUUCACUUCAGCCAGUGAUGUUUGGAGUUAUGGAAUUGUCAUGUGGGAGGUGAUGUCUUACGGAGAGAGACCUUACUGGGAAAUGACUAAUCAAGAUGUGAUAAAGGCUGUGGAAGAAGGGUAUCGCUUGCCAACUCCCAUGGACUGCCCAGCUGCCCUUUACCAGUUAAUGCUUGAUUGUUGGCAGAAGGAUCGCAACAGCAGGCCCAAAUUUGAAGAAAUAGUUAGCAUUUUAGAUAAAAUGAUUCGCAAUCCAUGCAGCUUGAAGACAUUAGUUAAUGCCUCCACGAGAGUAUCUAACUUGCUGGUGGAGCACAAUACAGGGGGUUUCAGUGUGUAUCAAUCUGUGGGAGAAUGGCUCGAGUCCCUUAAGAUGGGACGGUACACAGAAAAUUUCAAUGAGAGUGGAUACACCUCUUUGGAUAUUGUGACAAAAUUAACCUUAGAAGAUUUGAAGAGAAUUGGUGUGGGUCUUGCUGGCCACCAAAAGAAGAUCAUGAACAGUAUUCAGGAGCUACGAGUCCAGUUUAUGAAUGGCAUGAUGUCUGUGUGA